UUACACCAGAGUCGCCAAUCACAUUUACUCUCAUUUUUAUAAUAAUUUCUCCAUCUUCUUCCUUCCUCUUCUACCUUAUAGAACCUUCACAGAUCAUAAACUCUAUAUCUCUGCAACAAUCUAUAGCUUCUUGUUGAUUCAUUACAUAUAGAAAUGGGAAGACAUUCUUGUUGUUAUAAGCAAAAGCUUAGAAAAGGCCUUUGGUCUCCUGAAGAAGAUGAAAAACUUCUCAAUUACAUAAGUAGACAUGGUCAUGGCUGUUGGAGUUCUGUCCCCAAGCUCGCAGGUUUGCAGAGAUGUGGAAAGAGUUGUAGACUUAGGUGGAUAAACUAUUUGAGACCAGACUUAAAAAGGGGAGCUUUCUCUCAAGACGAAGAAUGCUUGAUCAUUGAGCUCCACGCUGCGUUAGGCAACAGAUGGUCUCAGAUCGCAACUAGGUUACCAGGAAGAACAGACAACGAGAUCAAAAACUUUUGGAACUCAUGUCUUAAGAAGAAGCUGAGAAGAAAAGGCAUCGACCCAACUACACACAAACCCUUAAUAAGCGAUCUUCAAACUCUUAACGUCAUAAAUCAGAAGCUGACGUCAUCCGAAGUACUAAAGUUAACGGGUUUGUUAAACAAUCCACAUGAUCAGUCAAUGAUCGUCUCAUCGCAACCAGGUUCAUGGUGGUUCCCGAAUCAAAACGCUGCGUUUUGCUUAAGUUCAAAUACGGUUUCAGACCAGAUCGUAUCUUUAAUCUCUUCAAUGUCCACGUCAUCAUCUACGACACCAAUUACUUCAUUAAACCCUGUUCCUGAACUCAAUUACUGCAACAACACAGUUCCAUCUCCCACCAACAGUAUCUACAGUGCUUUCUUUGGUAAUAAUUACACAGAAGCUAGCCAAAUCAACAAUAAUAAUAAUAAUCAUGUAGUGAAUCAUCCUCAUGAUCAAGACAUGAAGUCAUGGGCAUCGGAGAUACUUCAUUACAACCAAAGCUCAGAAACUGGUUUAGAAGCAGAGGUGAAGCCAGAUAUUGCCAAGUACUAUUGGAGAUCAGCAUCAUCAUCGUCAUCACCAAACGAAAACGCUGAGGCAUUACUACAUGAUGCUGACAUUGAGUGGUAUGCUAAAAAUCUUCAAAAAGUUCAUAACAUGGCGUUUGAUCAGAGCCUUUAGAGUUAUAUUAUAUGCUAGAGAAUUUUCUAUCUAUAUUCACGGACCGGAGUUUAUUUGAUUGAUACAUAUAUAAUAUAUGUUCGUCAUGUAUGUAAGUAUAUAUAUGUUUUUUGGUUGUGUAAAUUUUCGCGAUCGUGUGUAUAUAUAUUUUUGGUGCUAAGAUGUAACUCGUUUUUCUUCUUUUUACUUGUCAUGACUUUGAUCUUAAUAGAGUUUCAAAUUAUUUUUA
Molecule: messenger RNA, 1390 nt
Organism: Brassica napus (rape)
Lineage: Eukaryota; Viridiplantae; Streptophyta; Magnoliopsida; Brassicales; Brassicaceae
Product: transcription factor MYB86
Exons: 3
Coding region: 154-1161 (335 amino acids)
Biological process (GO): regulation of stomatal movement
Source: RefSeq, a predicted model, not a curated record